This is a messenger RNA of Papaver somniferum (opium poppy), 3045 nucleotides long. RefSeq lists its product as uncharacterized. NCBI's taxonomy places the organism in Eukaryota, Viridiplantae, Streptophyta, Magnoliopsida, Ranunculales, Papaveraceae. The coding region runs from base 187 to 3045 and encodes 952 amino acids. The transcript is spliced from 18 exons. The record is from RefSeq and is a predicted model, not a curated record.
AACUCGGAAGACAAAAAAGGUUAUAAUGGCGAGAGAACUUCAGAAGAAAUAAAAAACCAGAUCAAAUUUUGGAUGCUAAAACCCUUCUCUCUCUCACUCAAAAAGCUUGAAGAACAUCAGAUGUUCAAAUUCUAAAACCCAUAAGAAACAAGAAGAAAAAAUGUUGAGUUUACUAAUUUAAGAGAGAUGGAAGUAAUGGAGCUAGAACCAAGGGUAAAACCCUUAUCAUACAAAAUCAAGGGCAUGUCUCGUGAAGCCCCUUCACAAAAAGCACUUCAUGUUCUCGAUACUGAUCUUCGUUCUCACUGGUCUACUGGUACUAGCACUAAAGAAUGGAUUUUGCUCGAGCUAGACGAACCGUGUCUACUAUCACAUAUACGGAUUUACAAUAAAUCAGUACUUGAAUGGGAGAUUGCAGCUGGGUUGCGGUACAAGCCAGAGUCAUUCGUUAAAGUUCGCCCCCGAUGUGAAGCACCUAGGCGUGACAUGACAUACCCUAUGAACUACACCCCAUGCCGCUAUGUGCGAAUAUCUUGUUUGCGUGGGAGUCCUAUUGCUAUAUUUUACAUUCAGCUAAUAGGAGUUUCCGUGCCUGGUCUGGAGCCAGAGUUUCAACCAGUUGUUAAUUAUCUUUUGCCACACAUUAUCUCUCACAAGCAAGGGGCAGAAAAUCUGCAUCUUCAGUUGCUGCAAGACAUCACAAACAGGUUGCUGCCAUUUCUCCCACAACUCGAGGCGGAGCUUACCAAUUUUACUGAGGCAGCGGAAUCUAACAUGCGUUUUUUGGCUAUGCUUGCUGGCCCAUUUUAUCCAAUUCUAUAUGUAAUAAAUGAAAGAGAAGCAACUAGAACUUCGUGUAACUUUCUUGAUUCAGAUGCUUCGAAAAACACCCUACCUCCAACCUUAACCGUUUCCUCCAAUUUUGAGGUCCAACCGAGGAAGUUACGUAGCCCUUCAUCAUUACUUCAGCCUGCUUCGAGUUUAGUUUUUCGUCCCGACACAGUCUUCAUGCUGCUCAGAAGGGGUUAUACAGAUCCUCAUCUAGGAUCUAUUUGCCGAAUGUUUUCUGGAGUUCUUCGAAAGCUCAUUGAACCUAGCGAACCACUAGAAACACCAGUUCCAUCCACUGAUUUGACAUCUACAGUUUCUGAUGAGACCAGCAAAGCUGAAGCAUCUAAUUAUAUGCUUUUAGCCGAUUACUCAAGCUUGUUUGGGGAGGAACUUAAAAUACCUGAGGAUCACUGGGACCCCAAUUAUGCUAAUGUCUUGGAUAUUUCGACCGUGGAAGAGGGGGUUCUACAUGUCCUAUAUGCAUGUGCGUCACAGCCUCUCCUCUGUCACAAGCUAGCUGAGAGUAGUUCUGAAUACUGGGUGAGAAACAGUUGGAGACAAUCACUUCGACCUCCAGUUAGCGGUCCUUCAGACCAUGUUGAGGACGGUUUUUCUCAAUGGAAACAGCCAUUCGUGCAGCAGGCCCUCUGUCAGAUUGUAGCAACGUCUUCGUCUUCAGUGUAUCGUCCUUUGCUAUGCUCGUGCUCUGGUUACUUGGCAUCAUUUUCUCCAUCACACAGAAAGGCAGCUUGUGUUUUGAUUGAUCUCUGUUCUGGACCACUGGCACCAUGGAUAUCUGUUGUGAUUGCAAAGAUUGACUUGGCAAUCGAGCUUUUACAGGAGCUCUUAGGCAUUAUCCAGGGUGCUCGCACUUCUAUAUCUUGGUCUCGAGCUGCUCUUAAAUACAUCGUUUUGGCACUCUCUGGACAUAUGGAUGAUGUACUAGCUGCGUAUAAGGAUGCGAAGCAUAAAGUACUCUUUCUUGUGGAGAUGUUAGAGUCCUUUCUUGAUCCUGCCGUAACUGCAGCAAAGAAUACAAUUGCUUUUGGAGACGUUUCCAGCAUUUUCCUGGAGAAGCAGGAACAGAAUUGUGCUGUUGCUCUGAAUGUUAUACGCACAGCAGUGCGUAAAUCUGCUGUACUUCCGUCACUAGAAUCUGAAUGGAGACGAGGAUCUGUUGCUUCGAGUGUGCUUCUCUCUAUUUUGGAUCCAAACUUGCCAUUGCCUCCUGAUAUUGACCUUUGCGUAUGCCCUGUUACAAAAGUAUCAGAGCAAGAAGAGUCGGUUCGCUUUGGAGGAGCCUUUGCAAGACCCAAUGAUCAAGAAGAAUCUGAUGGGAAAAGUGAAAUUCCGGAAACACCUAUGAAGAUAGACGUCCUGGAUGAUGCUGGUCUUUUCUUUGCCCCACCGGAAUUGAAAAAUGCUGCAUUGAGGAACCUUUCUAACUCUUUCACAAGACAUAGUCAGGAUAAAAACUGUAUAGAAUCCAAUCAUGGAAAUGUCAACAAAGGAGGUAGACAUCUAAUUGGGAAAAAUCUAAAUACGCACUUUGAGAAUGGUUUAGUUCUGGAUGUUGGGUUUUCUGUCGAAUACUUCAACUUGCAGGCUGAUUAUUUGCAACUUAUGAAUCAUCGAGACUGUGAGCUUAGGGCAUCUGAGUUCCGGAGUUUGGCAACAGAGUUACAUUCACAACAUGAUAUUACUCCUGAGGGUCAUGAUGCUGCUAUUGAUGCUUUGCUUUUAGCUGCUGAGUGUUACAUAAAUCCCUUCUUUAUGACAGCCCUUAGAUCUCGUCCAAAAGUUAACCCGACGAGUAUUAGCAUAAUCAGCAAUGUUAAGAAGGAUGAGAUAUCAGUACCAAGGGUUUGUGAAAUGAAGUGCAACGACUUGGAAACAAUAACACUUCUUGAAAGGAAAAGAGACUUGACUGUUCUCCAAAUACUCCUCGAAGCUGCUCAAUUGGACAGGGAGUAUCAGAGAAGGGUAUCUGGCGAGGAUCAAGGUUUACAUGAUAAUGGGGGCAUGGAACAAGGGAUUGAAGUAUUGACAGUAGAUGAGCAUGCUUCAGAUGCAGUUACUCUGGUUCGACAAAAUCAAGCUUUGCUGUGCCGCUUUCUGAUCCAACGGCUAAGUAAGAACAUAGCUCAUGCCGAGAUUCUCAUGCAGAUCUGUUGUUUUUCUUGCACCCGCACUGAACUUUUCCUGCUCUCCUGA